AUGGCCGCAGCCCCGUCGUCUACAAUCGAUUCGGAAAGGAGACAGUCUCUAUCGAGCGCCAGUAUACGAGGAAACCUUCGUCAGGCUCGCGGCUCCAUUGUCUCUAUCCCUGGGUCUCCCCAUACGCCACAGCAACAGCGCCCAAUACUAUCUCCGUAUACAGGGACUUCCUCCCCCGGCUCCUCGUUUCGUCAGGAGGAAGAUGCAGUGAUACUAGAAAUUGGGUCAAGAUGGCUUCGUGCGGGGUUUGAAGGGAACAGUAUGCCUACCUGCGUAACUGGGUUCGGAACUGAAGAAGGGAGAAGGGUUGGUGAUUAUCGAGGCUGGAUUAGGAACAACAGCAGCACUGUGAGAAAACGACUUACCUAUGACGUUGGAACAUGGUCGAAGAAUUAUGAGCUUUGGACCUCAGAUCUUCGGGGGUUUGAUAUCCAACUCUUUGAGGAUAGGAUCGAGCGUGCUAUUCGAGAGGUCUAUAACAAAUACUUACUCACCGAUGCUGGUUCCUCAAGACUAGUGCUUGUUAUACCCUCUAUUGUCCCUCACCCACUGCUGGCAUCGCUUCUCUCAACUAUAUUCCACCGCUGGAAGUACCCCAGUAUCACUUUAUUGCCAACUGCGGCGAUGGCGACUGUAUCCGCCGGUUUACGAUCGUCUCUUGUUGUAGAUAUUGGAUGGGAGGAAACUGUUGUCACUGCCGUUUACGAAUAUCGAGAAAUCCGGUCAAAACGAAGCACCCGCGCCAUGAAGAUGAUGAUGCAUGAAAUGGGGAAGAUGCUUAGCAGCGUUAUCUAUGAGAUAGAAGGAUCUAGCCUUGGUGGGAAGGAAAGCUCAAUAUGCAUUCCAUUUGAACUUUGUGAGGAAAUUUUGGUGCGCAUGGCCUGGUGCGAAAAGAGCUCUCAGAAUUCUGAAGAUUCGGAAUUUAUGAGUGCGCACUCCGCUCCCUCGACAGUUUCAGAAGGCGGUAAUAGAGACACCUACUCUCGCUCGUUGGAUUCGAAAGUUUCAGUCCCCUUACCGAUUGGAUCGGACUCAAAAUAUACAGAAGUACCCUUUUCGCGGUUUUCACAACCCACUGAAUCUACUUUAUUCGGUGGGUCAUAUGAAAACCGAGACUGGGAUGACGAAGACAUGCCCUUGGAUAUUCUGAUAUAUUAUUUCCUCCUCUCGCUACCACCUGACCUUCGAGGGACCUGUAUGUCACGGAUAGUAUUUACAGGUGGCGGCGCGAACAUUCCAGGGGUACGACAACGCAUAUUAGAUGAUGUCAGUGCCCUGGUUGAAAAGAACCAAUGGUCUGUAUCUAGGGGGAAAUCUAUAAACAAGAGGAAGAGCCGUUUAUAUGAACAGAGCGGUAAUGGGAAUUCCACGCCAUCAAAUACGGACGAGUCGAACUCUGCCUUCCGGGAGCCACCCGAGCUAGAAUCAAAUUUUAUCGAUGAGAAAAUGGAUUUAAAGCGAAAGGACGGUAGAUAUGUUCACGGAGUGCUUCGCCAGGUCGAAUCGAUGGGUCCAUGGGCCGGGGCUAGCCUACUUGCCAGCCUCAAAAUCAGGGGUAUGGUGGAAAUUGAACGUGAGAAAUAUCUCCAGCAUGGUCUGGCAGGUGCUAGCCGUGAUUAUGAACUGAACCCCCCUGAUCGGAGAUCUGGCCAUGGACAAGGAGCUGUUCGAGCAGGCGGAGACAGAUCCAGUUGGACUCUCGGUGAAUGGAGAUGA
Messenger RNA from Trichophyton rubrum CBS 118892, 1716 nucleotides. RefSeq lists its product as uncharacterized. The record is from RefSeq and is a predicted model, not a curated record. NCBI's taxonomy places the organism in Eukaryota, Fungi, Ascomycota, Eurotiomycetes, Onygenales, Arthrodermataceae. The transcript has a single exon. The coding region runs from base 1 to 1716 and encodes 571 amino acids. Gene Ontology annotation, biological process: microtubule-based movement.